AAAAAAAAUAAGGAGCCAAGACAUUUCAGCCUGACUUCACCUCUCUCUCUUCCUCUCUCUUCUCUUCAUCCAGUCUUCUUACAUGAGCAAGGUUCUUCUACCAUCUUUAUGUGAAUUGGUAGCCCCUGGUGUAGCCAUCACAGCGUUGUUGCUACUGCCUCUCGGCCCAAUUCUCAUCCCUCGCUUCUACCUCAUCUUUUUGUUUGUCUACUUUACAUUCUUCUUAUAUACUCAAAUUAAUCAUGUAUUCAAGUUCUUCAUUACUACAAAGAAGAUCAUUCAUAAUAUCAGAACUUGGAACCUUCAUCAAAAAGUCAACAGUCCCGACACUUUCUCGACAUCCUCAGGAUCGGCUUCACCUCUGACUGCUCGUGAACGCAUCAUCGCCGAUGAAAACAACCUUGACGACGUUGAGGCCAGCCUGAAAAUCUACGAAGACUCGCACUAUAUACAUACUUUUAUUAUUCCUAAUUACUGUGAACCUGAAGCUUUGUUACGAGAUACAAUCAAACGCUUGGCAAAUCAUAGAAACGCUCGGCGAUGCUAUGUUAUUCUAUUGGCCAUGGAAGGUUCCGAGGCUGAGCAUGAACAGAAGGGAGAUAAUUUGAUGAACUACUUCAAGAAUAGCUUCCUUCAUUUUAUCGUCACUGUUCAUCCACCUAAUUUACCUGGAGAGAGUAGAGGAAAAGGUGCCAAUGUAGCCUACGCCGCUCGCACUGGAUGCACUGAAUUGCUUCGAAGAGGGGUUGAGCGUCGUCAAAUUAUCUUGACCGUAUCAGACUCUGACUCAGCCAUUCCAGAGCUCUAUGUCAAGGAGGUGGACAGGGCCCUAACUGCCUCCGAAGACCCAUACAUGUUGCUUUUGACCCCGCCUAUUUUCUUUUCUCGUAAUAGCUUCGAUGUACCCGCCGCUGUCCGAGUCACUGAUAUCACUUGGUCAGCUAUGGUGAUGUCGAAUUUGAGCAACAGUAGAGGUCUAGCAUUCCCUUGUUCAACUUACAGUUUGAGCAUGGUCUUGGCAGAACGAGUUGGGUACUGGGACACAGACGCUGAUUCGGUAGGAGAAGACUUGCAUAUGUGGCUCAAAUGCUUUUUCAAGACAGAUGGUGCCGCUCGCAGCGCUCCGAUAUUUGUGCCCAUCAAUUUGACCAAUGUCCAAGCCGACGGUUAUUUUAACAACAUGUACGCCCGAUAUAUUCAAGCCACGCGCCACUACAACGGUGUCGCCGAUGUAGCCUAUACAUUGCGCAGUUCAUUCGGCUCCUCUGCGCGACCUUCAUCGCUCAUGUCUCUUUUGCCCACCGCUGACGUUGCCAAGUCGUCCAUGUACAUUUCUCCUUACUACUGGCUCGACAAACUCAUUGUGUGCGUCCAUGUUUUGGAAGCUCAUAUGAUUCCAGCCACGUCUGGAUGGCUCAUGUUUGCUGCUGUCCCCGUCAUGCAACUUAUCCUUUUCCCGCCCUUCUCUUUCUUGGCGGUGGUAGAACCUGAUAGUAAUCCCAUUUUGGUAUCUGAGUUCUAUUCCACGCUUUGGAACAUUGUCAAAAUCAUCACCGUUUUGUUGCCAUUCCCACUCUUUGCAACUCUCGGCAUUUACGAAUAUCUUCAUCGAACCGUUGACCGUGAGCUCUUCCGCAAAGCUCCUGCAGAAUAUCGAACUUGGCGUAAUGCGCUUGAUUACAUCUCUCUGCCUAUCGCCGCGUGGAUGUUCAUGACCCUGCCUUCGACUCUGGCCUGCCUGAAGCGUCUUGUGAAGUCCGAACAGGAAUACAUUGUUGCCAAGAAAGUCUUUACGGAAGACGCAAUGUAGUGCACUGGUUACACUCGUAGAAAUCCAAAAAAGAAAUCAUUUCCAUCCCCAUUUCACCACCAACUUUUGGUCAAAAUCCCUAAUAAUUGUUCAACAGUCGUAUGUUCGACUUUAAUUUCUUAUGUUAAAACCUUCUCAUACCUCUUUCUUUUUUGCAUAUUGUAUUGGCUUUAUUUUAUAUUCUAUGAGGCAUUUGC
Umbelopsis ramanniana AG is the source of this 2007-nucleotide messenger RNA. RefSeq lists its product as uncharacterized. The transcript has 3 exons. The record is from RefSeq and is a predicted model, not a curated record. Bases 83 to 1810 code for a protein of 575 amino acids. NCBI's taxonomy places the organism in Eukaryota, Fungi, Mucoromycota, Umbelopsidomycetes, Umbelopsidales, Umbelopsidaceae.